Messenger RNA from Saccharomycopsis crataegensis, 2109 nucleotides. RefSeq names its product Emp65p (gene EMP65). Gene Ontology annotation, cellular component: endoplasmic reticulum membrane. The coding region runs from base 1 to 2109 and encodes 702 amino acids. The transcript has a single exon. The record is from RefSeq and is a predicted model, not a curated record. NCBI's taxonomy places the organism in Eukaryota, Fungi, Ascomycota, Saccharomycetes, Ascoideales, Saccharomycopsidaceae.
AUGCCGGAAUCCCAUAAAGAAGGCGAACCAAGAAUACGAAGGCGCAACAGAGCCACAUCAAUUCUGAACAAUUCGUCUUUCCAUACUUUCUAUAACUUGUUAUUGAAAGAAUUGGGGUUGAAUUACUUGAGCGAUAGUUCCAAACCAUGCACUGGCGCUAAUGGUAAAAAGAAGAAUUUGGAUGAUAACUUUGACGAGUUAUUGGGAAAUAUCUUGCAUUUCGUAAAGGUACCCAUCCAUAUAGAGAAAUUUAUGUGUUUCGGAUUGUUAUAUUGCUUGAAUGACUUUCUAAUCGCCUUUACGAUCUUACCCCUCAAGUUGUUUGUGUGUUUAAUUCAAUUGGUACUACUAGUGAGAACCCAAUUCCUACCGUCUAGUUUCCAUAAACCCAAAACAGCCUCACCAAAUGUCUUUACACAAAGGGUUAGUGUAACAAAUUUAUUUUUCAUGAUGUACAACCCAAUGAUCCAGGCAUCUUUAUUCUGGUUUUCCUUAUGGAUCUUAUCCUAUUUGGAUACCUCGAAGUUAUAUCAUGACAUCAGAAGGCAAUCUGCCAUAAAAUUAUACGUCAUGAUAGGCGUUUUGGAUGUUGUUGAUAAGUUGGUGGCAACGUUAGGAGAGGAUUUACUAAAGUUUCUUUUCAAUCUCCAGUUCUCUUUGGCUUCAACGAUAACAGAAUUUUCCAUGUCAAAGAAAAGCCUUACCAGAUUGGCAUUAGCAGGGUUCGUUUUUGUCAUUUCCUAUGGGCUAUGUUUAGUGUAUUUUAUUUGUCAUUCUACUUGCUUAAUCUAUCAAACCAUUUCUUUGAAUGUGGCUAUCAAUUCAUAUUCCAAUGCCUUAUUUACAUUACUUUUGUCUUCCCAAUUUUCGGAAAUUAAAUCAACGGUUUUCAAAAAGUUUGAUAGAGAAGGCUUAUUUCAAAAUAUUUGUUCGGAUUUAACUGAAAGAUUCCAGUUGCUUGUAUAUUUAUUUUUGAUUGGGUUGAGAAAUUUGAUCGAGAUUGAUAUCAAUGAAGGACUUAUUCCAAAUUUCUGGAAGACUAUUUCUAGUGUUUCUGGCACCACUUCAGGAAACGGCUUUAACAAUAGCAAAGGUCUCUUUAAUUUUGUUGGAGUAUUCUUGAAUCCCACUUUAAUUGUUCUUGGAUCAGAAUUGCUAGUUGAUUGGUUGAAACAUUCUUAUAUUGCCAAGUACAAUCAUUUCAGUCCAAAAAUUUACGAAAGAUUUUUAAAUGUUCUUUCGAAUGAUUUUUUGGAAAUGAACUACGAAGAUUCGAAUAAUGGGCACUGUCUGACAAUUGAAGAAAAUAUCCACCGUCAGAUUAAUUCCAAAAGGAAUUUGAGCAUUAGGGUCGGGGUUCCGAUGUUGGUAUUGAAUUUAAUAGUUAUGAAAAUGUCGUGGCCUUCAGUUAAUCACUUUUUAUUUGAAAAACUACAUCACCAGGACAUUUCUACAAACUUAGAUACCAGGACCAAGAACUUUUUCACCGCAUUUUAUUAUCCUCUCAUGGAUAAUCUAAACAUGUUGAUAAUCAUAUUUUUGAUUUUCACAAUUUUGUUCAUUGUGAAGUUGAUUUUAUCGAUGUUUUUAUUGAAAGUAUCACAUAGAAGAAGAAAGCACUUUAUAUUGCAUUGGAAAAAAUUGGAAAACCAAUUGGUUAACAAGGGUUUAGAUAAAGAUAAUGAAAAGAAAUUGAAUAGACCAUCCCAGAGAUCUCCACACAGGACAGAGUAUGAUUUGGUCUCGUCACCAUUAGCUGAUGCUGAAAAGUCAGUACCCGGUGAAAAGAUGACGAACCCAUUCACUGAUGACUUGAAAAGUCCAAUUGAUAAGUCGCUUUUUUCCAAUUUGACCACUGUUAAUGAUAUCCUCAACAAUGAUUACAAACCGGGGCAUUUAUCAACCGUGGGUCUUGGAGUGUUGGAUAAGGAUGAUAUAAAAUAUUUGUACGAUGACUAUGAUAAGCGGAAAUCGAUUGAUCAGUAUCGUGUGAAAAAUGACAUCAAGAAAAUUGUGAAGAGGAAUCAAUCAACUGAUAAUAAUAUAUCAAAUGAAGGCGGGCUAGAUAAUGUUGUUAGGUAUGAGAUGAGCUCAAAGAGAAUUUGGUAG